GAUUGUCCUAGGGCAUUUAAACACAUGUUGUUUCAGGAGUUAGUGACCUUCGAGGAUGUGGCUGUCUACUUCUCUGAGAACGAGUGGACCAGCCUGGCUCCCGCUCAGAGGGUCCUGUACAGGGAUGUGAUGCUGGAGAAUUAUGGGGCUGUGGCUUCCCUGGCAGCAGUUCCAUUUCCUAAACCGGCUCUGAUUUCCCAGCUGGAACGAGGGGAAGCACCCUGGUGCAAAGCUCCUCAGGGAGCUCUGGAUGGAGAGGGCCCGAGGGGCAUCUCCUCAGGAUGUCCAUUUCUAAAGCCUGCUGAGAUCUCCCAUCUUGAGCAGGUGGAAGAGCCAUUGAACCUGAAAUCGCAAGGAGAGGGUCCAAGCCUAAUCUGUACUGAGGGUGUGUUGAAAAGUGAGAAAGAAGAUUGUGCUCUGAAGGAGGAACAUUUUGAGGAGGCAAAGGACCACAUGGUGGUAUCAUGCAGACCUCGGUGGUAUGGUUCUCAGAAAUUCUGGUUUGGAAAAACCUGUGAGGAGUUAAAAAGCAGGUUAGGGAGAUGGUAUGACUACUCAAAUGAGAGAAAUGUGGAGAACACCGCAAAUGAUAUUAUAGAAGUGAUAGUCAAAGAUGAGAUGGUGUCAGGAGAAGUUAGUUCGGAGAACACUGAUGUGAAUACCCACCUUGUUAUCUGUCAGAAAAUUCUCAGUCAGCAGGUGUUCUAUAUAUGUGAAGAAUGUGGCAAGUGUUUUGAUCAAAAUGAAGACUUUGACCAACAUCAGAGAAUUCAUAAUGGAGAGAAGGUCUAUGGAUGUAAGGAAUGUGGGAAGACAUUCAGUUUUAGAUCACAUUGCAUUGCACAUCAGAGAAUUCACACCGGGGUGAAACCCUACGUGUGUCAACAAUGUGCUAAAGCCUUUGUUUGGAAAUCAAACCUGAUUCGGCACCAGAGAAUACAUACUGGAGAGAAACCCUUUGAAUGUAAGGAAUGUGGGAAGGGCUUUAGUCAGAACACUAGCCUUACACAACAUCAGCGAAUCCAUACUGGGGAGAAACCAUAUACAUGUAAGGAAUGUGGGAAAAGCUUUACUCGGAACCCAGCCCUACUUCGACAUCAGAGAAUCCACACUGGGGAGAAGCCUUAUGAAUGCAAGGACUGUGGGAAAGGCUUCAUGUGGAACUCCGAUCUUGCUCAGCACCAGAGAGUCCACACGGGGGAGAAGCCCCAUGAAUGUACAGACUGUGGGAAAAGCUUUAUCUGCAAGGCACACCUUAUCCGACAUCAGAGAAUCCAUACUGGGGAAAGACCCUAUAAAUGUAAUGACUGUGGGAAGGCCUUCAGUCAGAAUUCCGUUCUGAUUAAGCACCAGAGGCGCCAUGCUAGAGAGAAGCCCUGCAAUUGUCUCACCUCUCACUUUCUUGAACAUUAGCAAACACAUAAUAACGGUACUUGUUUGUAAUUCUUAUGCACCAGGAACUCCGGAGACAAAACGAGGUGGUUGUCCACAGUUUGUUUUAACUCUAGUCACCAGUAUUAUCUUGCCCCUUCUGAACAGAUUCCCCUUGAUCUAGCAAGACUGGUCAUCCUGUUCUACCACGUUCAUGCUAGGCAAAUUUUAGUUGAGUGUCUGCUCUGUCAGAUACUAUGCUAACCACUUUACCUACAAUCUUCAGUUUCUCUUAAUCCUGUUCAGGUGGGUACUCCUCAUUUUACAAAUGAGAAGUCUGGGGUUGAAAGAAGUUAUAAAACUCAUUCAAGGUCACUUAGCUAAUG
This is a messenger RNA of Neogale vison (American mink), 1757 nucleotides long. It is a transcript of the gene ZNF662, whose product is annotated as zinc finger protein 662. Gene Ontology annotation, biological process: regulation of transcription by RNA polymerase II. NCBI's taxonomy places the organism in Eukaryota, Metazoa, Chordata, Mammalia, Carnivora, Mustelidae. The coding region runs from base 25 to 1413 and encodes 462 amino acids. Gene Ontology annotation, molecular function: RNA polymerase II cis-regulatory region sequence-specific DNA binding; DNA-binding transcription factor activity. The record is from RefSeq and is a predicted model, not a curated record. The transcript has 4 exons.